Archocentrus centrarchus (flier cichlid) is the source of this 846-nucleotide messenger RNA. RefSeq names its product OTU deubiquitinase with linear linkage specificity a (gene otulina). The transcript has 3 exons. The coding region runs from base 81 to 719 and encodes 212 amino acids. The record is from RefSeq and is a predicted model, not a curated record. Lineage: Eukaryota; Metazoa; Chordata; Actinopteri; Cichliformes; Cichlidae.
AAAGCACGAGCAGAAGAAGCAGCGGCGGGUCGCUUAGCCGCUAGUGCGUUAAAAAUCGUAUGUUUUGUUUUUAAAUCAUCAUGUCCUGGGUUAAAGCUGUGUCUCUGAGUGGAGAAGAUGUCUUCGACGAGAGUGCCGACGACCUUAGUUUACAAAGUAAGGAGUGGACCUCCAACAUGAAGAAGCGACUGAAGGACGGUUAUGUUGACGGAGUUGAUGCCGGUGAGGAGGCCUCGCUUCAGGUGGGAUUCAACCUGGGUUUCAAGGAGGCAGCGGCUCAGACUGUGGCCGUGGGCCGGCUCAGAGGAAUCGUCAGUGCUAUAUGGUGCUGGUGCCAGAUCCGGCAUCCGGAAAACCCCGUCCCUUCCUCAGUGACUGACCUCCUGCAGAGGGUCACGCAGCACGAAGACCAAGUAGCAGACGGUAUCAGGAAGGCUCUGGAGAAUCCUCCGCCCAGUGUGAGCGACAUCUCUGAGAGCAUGGAGGAUCUGGAGGUGGAACAGGCAGGUCAGGGCUGCUGUGAGGAGGGAUGUGAAGAGUCGGACUGCUGCAGGAAGGGAGAAAAAAUGGACUUGGAUGUUCUUCACAGGCCACAAAGGCUCUGCUCGGGUUCCUCUGGGGAGCUGCAUCUCCUCAUGCAGCGCUGUGUGGAUGUAGUGUCAGAACUGGGAAUGCCGCAGGAGCUCAUCAGUCACAUAGAGGAGCUGAAGGACCUGUAGUGACUGAAAGACCUGAGAUCACAAAGAGUUUGAGUGACGAAUGAAAGAAAACAGGCUUGGUGUGAAGCUCUUUCUUUUAAAAAAAAAAAAAAAAAAAGCACAAAAAUGGAUAAAAUGUUUUAUAUGC